Molecule: messenger RNA, 393 nt
Organism: Eremothecium gossypii ATCC 10895
Lineage: Eukaryota; Fungi; Ascomycota; Saccharomycetes; Saccharomycetales; Saccharomycetaceae
Gene: RPS22B
Product: 40S ribosomal protein uS8
Exons: 3
Coding region: 1-393 (130 amino acids)
Biological process (GO): translation
Cellular component (GO): ribosome; cytosolic small ribosomal subunit
Molecular function (GO): structural constituent of ribosome
Source: RefSeq, marked provisional
AUGACUCGCACUUCUGUUCUAGCUGACGCUCUAAAUGCGAUCAACAACGCUGAGAAGACCGGCAAGCGCCAGGUGCUCAUCAGACCUUCUUCCAAGGUGAUCAUCAAGUUCUUGCAGGUCAUGCAAAAGCACGGUUACAUUGGAGAGUUUGAAUACAUUGACGACCACAGAUCUGGCAAGAUCGUUGUUCAGUUGACCGGCAGAUUGAACAAGUGCGGUGUCAUUUCUCCAAGAUUCAACGUCAAGAUCAAUGACGUCGAGAAGUGGACCGCCAACUUGUUGCCAGCCAGACAGUUUGGUUACGUCAUUCUAACGACAUCUGCCGGUAUCAUGGACCAUGAGGAGGCCCACAGAAAGCAUGUUGCUGGUAAGAUCCUGGGCUUUGUUUACUAA